Molecule: messenger RNA, 1224 nt
Organism: Eurypyga helias (sunbittern)
Lineage: Eukaryota; Metazoa; Chordata; Aves; Eurypygiformes; Eurypygidae
Product: protein unc-79 homolog
Exons: 6
Coding region: 6-881 (291 amino acids)
Molecular function (GO): protein binding
Source: RefSeq, a predicted model, not a curated record
GUCACAUGAAGACUUGUUCUCAGCCACUGCACGAAGACACGUUUGGUGGACAUCUGAAAGUUGGUUUAGCUCAGAUUGCUGCUAUGGAAAUCACACGGGGAAACCACAGAGACAACAAAGCUGUGAUCCGUUAUCUGCCUUGGCUUUACCAUCCUCCUUCUGCAAUGCAACAGGGGCCCAAAGAGUUCAUAGAAUGUGUGUCUCACAUUCGUUUGCUGUCCUGGCUACUUCUGGGGUCUCUGACACACAAUGUUGUCUGUCCGAAUUCUCCAUCAUCUUGCAUGCCUAUUCCACUGGAUGCGGGUUCACAGAUUGCUGACCACCUUAUUGUUAUUCUGAUUGGAUUUCCAGAGCAGUCAAAGACAUCUGUUCUGCACAUGUGUUCCCUCUUCCAUGCAUUUAUAUUUGCUCAGCUUUGGACAGUGUAUUGUGAACAAACAGCAGUAGCUCCGACAGUCCAGAAUCAGAACGAAUUUAGCUUUACAGCAAUCCUUACAGCCCUGGAGUUCUGGAGCCGAGUGACACCUAGCAUCCUACAGCUAAUGGCACAUAACAAAGUGAUGGUGGAAAUGGUGUGCCUGCAUGUGAUUAGUUUAAUGGAGGCCUUACAGGAAUGCAACUCUACAAUCUUUGUAAAGCUCAUACCAAUGUGGUUGCCAAUGAUACAGUCGAAUCUAAAGCAUUUGUCUGCUGGACUUCAGCUACGCCUCCAAGCCAUCCAGAGCAGUGUCAACCACCACAGCCUAAGGAUGUUACAGGGUUCAGGACAAAUGAACAAUAGCUCGUCUGUGCUCCGCAAAUGGCUACAGUGUACCCAGUUUAAAAUGGCUCAAGUGGAAAUCCAGUCAUCAGAAGCUGCAUCUCAAUUUUAUCCUUUAUGAUUCAUGUAAUUUGUUCCAAAUGUUCAUUUUUAGCCUAGCAAUAACAGGGUUAGAGCUGUAAAAGACCUUUUGUAUAAAUCAGUAUACAGAGUAUAUACUGUAUCUAUACUUUUUAGCCUAGGACAGAUUGUGGAAAAGCUUAUCAUGGGUGAAGCUAAGAACCUGAUCCUGCCAGUCUUUGAUUACACUUACUCCGGAUCAGCAGGUUCUCACGUCUGCAUUCAUGACCGUGUAGUUGCCGGGUUGGACUCACAUCUAUCACACUGUACAUAUCUCUCUGAUCAUUCAAAUACCUUGUUCUUAAAUGUUUCUUUACAUUAUUUUUGAAGCUAAGACAAAAAUC